GCGUUAUGUCAAAGAAGACAACUUUCCUUUUUAUUGAUACAUAACACUAAUAUUAUGUUUUUCAUCAGAACCCGACGUCAACGGAUUUGUUUGACUUUACUUUGUCAAAUUUGUAUGGCGUUUAUCCUCACAAUGCGGCUGUCAGAUCCACAUCUGCCUCAAAACUAAAGCGCAUGUCAGUUUAGUGAUUGACGUGAAACUUUAUGUUGGACUCGUACGGUAAUAGAAGCACGCUUUGAGUUACUUUGUUAUAAAAGAAGCGAACUUUUAGCGUAUUGAACACAUUUGCUCUUGAAGUAUAGCAGUGUCAGAACUAUAAUUGUGUGUAUUUAGCUUACAUUUAACACAUCAGUUUCCGUUAAGACCGUUUUAACCGUUACUUUUCGCCGUUUUUGAAUGAGAAAAUGAAGCAGCUCUGAGUCUUGAGGGACACCGCUUUAUUAUGCCGCUGUUUUACCUCAGGGCUGAAGGGAAAUUUAAAAGACCUAAAAAUAAAGUGUCGGUUUCUACUCCACAAAGAAUCAUUUGAACUUCCUACCGCAGAAGAGAGAAGGACAUAAAUAGUUCUGACAUGUGGAUGUAAUUUCAGAAAAAAAAGAAAGAAAAGGCAGACAGAUAAAAUAAAGAGAAAUAAAACGCGAGCGGGAGAGAGAGAGUGGGAACAGUUUGAAUCGCGCCUGCAGAGCUGUGACAAGGAAAAAGCCGUGAGAGAAUAUUCAUAUUUUUUUAUAUACCAGCGAACGAUGUACUAAUGGGAGGGGAGGAGAUGGAAGCGAAAUGACUGGCUCUUUGAAGGCACUUAAACAGACGUAAACACCAGAGAAACCCCAUUUAAAACUGACAGCACAUUUGCGUCAACUUGCGUCGGGAUGGGAGCCACGCUGAUCGUACACACUUUAGGUUUUCUCUUCUGCGGCACCUUGCUGAGUUUCGUCUAUGGUCUGGUCGAUGCUGAUGAUGUGCUCACUAAGGAGGAGCAAAUCUAUCUUCUGUUCAACGCAAAACGAAAAUGUGAGCGAGCGAUCAAGUCCAAACAUAAAACAUCUGAGGGAUCCUGUCUGCCAGAGUGGGAUGGCAUCCUAUGUUGGCCCGAGGGAGUUCCUGGAAAGAUGGUGUCCACUUCAUGCCCAGAGUAUAUAUAUGACUUCAACCACAAAGGUCAUGCCUACCGGCGCUGCGAUCUCAACGGGACCUGGGAACUGGCCUCACAUAACAACAAAACCUGGGCUAAUUACAGCGAGUGUGCCAAAUUCUUCCCCCAUUAUAACCAGAACAAGGAGAGGGAGGUUUUCGACAGACUUUACCUGAUCUACACAGUGGGCUACUCCAUCUCUCUAGGAUCACUUAUGGUGGCCACAGUCAUCCUCGGAUACUUUCGACGGCUCCACUGCACCAGGAACUACAUCCACAUGCACCUGUUUGUAUCGUUCAUGUUGCGGGCCAUUAGUAUCUUCGUGAAGGAUGUGGUGCUGUACUCUGGUUCGGCGUUGCAGGAAAUGGAACGAAUCACUGUGGAGGAUCUCAAAUCCAUCACCGAAGCCCCUCCUGCCAACAAAACCCAGUUUAUCGGCUGUAAGGUGGCAGUGACGCUCUUCUUGUACUUCUUGGCCACUAAUUAUUACUGGAUUCUGGUGGAAGGCCUGUACCUGCACAGCCUUAUCUUCAUGACCUUCUUCUCAGACAGGAAGUACCUCUGGGGCUUCACUCUGAUUGGUUGGGGUGUUCCUGCGAUGUUCGUCACCAUCUGGGCGAGUGUAAGAGCCACACUAGCUGACACUGAGUGCUGGGAUUUAAGUGCAGGAAACCUGAAAUGGAUUGUGCAGAUCCCCAUUCUCACUGCAAUUGUUGUGAAUUUUUUGUUGUUCCUGAAUAUAAUUCGAGUCUUGGCAACAAAACUUCGAGAAACAAAUGCAGGCAGAUGUGACACCAGACAACAGUAUAGGAAGUUGCUGAAGUCGACUCUGGUCCUCAUGCCAUUGUUCGGUGUUCACUACAUAGUCUUCAUGGCGAUGCCCUACACAGAAGUUUCUGGAGUACCGUGGCAAAUCCAGAUGCAUUAUGAGAUGCUCUUUAACUCAUUCCAGGGAUUCUUUGUUGCGAUUAUAUAUUGCUUCUGCAACGGAGAGGUUCAAGCAGAAAUCAAGAAGUCCUGGAAUAGAAGGACUCUUGCUCUGGACUUCAAGAGAAAAGCCAGGAGUGGCAGUAACACAUACAGCUAUGGACCCAUGGUUUCUCACACCAGUGUUACGAAUGUGACGGCGCGGGGUCCGCUGGCCCUUCACCUCACCACCCGACUGGGGCCCGUCACCAUUAACGGCCACAGAAACCUUCCGGGAUACGUGAAGAACGGCUCCGUCUCAGAAAACUCCAUCCCGUCUUCGGGUCACGAGCUCCACAUACAGGAGGAAGAGCCUUCAAAGAACUUCCAGAUGGAGAAAACCAUUCCAGUGGUGGAGGAGGAAAGAGAAACCGUCAUGUGACUUUACUGAUGGACAAAUGCUAGAUAUAUUGAAGGAUUCAAUAUAGGACAAUAUAGUCCUUCGCUUCUCAGGAUUUCCUUACAAUUGCUGUUGUUGGACCAUCAGCUGGAGACACAGAGAAAGACUGGAGAAAUGAGCCACGAGUCUGGAAGCUUCUACAGCAUCUUCACCAGCAGCAUUUGGAGGAGGAGAACAGAUUUUGCUUUGGAUUUUUUUAUUUUAGAUAUUUGCAUCGUAGACAAGCAACUGCGGUGCUUUCAGGUCGUCAUAUCACCUCCAUACAUGAAGAAGGGUGAGUUUGCAUCAGGAUCACGUCAUAUGAAGCAUCGUGAGACCGUCAAUUGUAAAUAAGACUCUCAUGUUAUUUUUAAAUGCGUAAUGUUUUUGAUCAGCACUAAUGUCAUCUUAUUUACACUAGUCCAAACAGAUGCCAGUAGAGGCCAUCUUUGUAUUAUUUUAGCAGUCUUUUAUUUAACAGUAGAAAAUGUGAUAUUUAAGCCUUGAGCGUUUGCGUCUCAUUUGUUGCCAAAUCUCGCCACGCUGUGUUGACCAUAAAAACAAAAGGUGAUUCCCUCUUGAGAUUGCUUUAUUGGCAGUGAUAAUGAAGUGAUUUUGCCACUGGUGUAAUGUCGACAAUUUUUAUUUUGUUAAUAAUGUUUAUUUUGUUUGUAAGUGUGUGCUUUUCGUUUUCAGGCUAAUGUUUGGGCUGCCUUAACCAUUCAAUACAUCACAGCUAAGCGAUCACUUAUAUUUUGGUCAAUAAUUAGAUUUGUUCUGGUAUGGUUCAGAGUUGCUAAGCUAUUUUGAGUGGUUCCAGUUUGAAUAUGACCUCUUACCCCUUAUUAACCUUUGUGUAAUGUUCAAAUUGACUAUCCUUUCAUUAUGUUGGGGGCUGUUUUUGCCCCAUUGACUUCCAUUAUAAUUGAUUGCAAAGCCAUGACACCAUAUAAUCAUGGGUUCUUGAUGUUGGUAGUUUUCCCUGUUGAGAAGAGGUAAAUUUACUCAUUUUAAUAGUUGAUUAUCAGUUGGCAGCAUCAACCCUUUUGAUAGCAUGCAUGAAAUCUGUCAUAUUCAUGUUUAGAAAACAAUUAGCGUAGCUGCUGUUCCUGAUUUAUUUGCACAAGAGAUGUUAAUGUAAUGUGAAAGAAUGCAUUUGUAGAGUUGCGAGGGACCUUGUCACCAAUUCUGUUCAUAAUUUUUAUGGACAGAAUUUCAAGGCCCAGCCUUGGGCUGGAGGGGGUCCGGUUCGGGGACCACAAGAUUUCAUCUCUGUUAUUCGCAGACGAUGUUGUUCUGUUGGCUUUAUCGAACAUGGACCUUCAGCAUGCACUGGGGUGGUUUGCUGCCGAGUGUGACGCGGCUGGGAUAAGAAUCAGCACCUCCAAGUCCGAGGCCAUGGUGUUCCACCGGAAAAAGGUGGUUUGCCAUCUCCAGGUUGGAGGAAAGUCCUUACCCCAGGUGGAAGAGUUUGAGUACCUCAGGGUUUUGUUCACAAGUGAGGGAAGGAUGGAACGUGAGAUUGACAGGUGGAUUGGUGCAGUGGCAGCAGUAAUGUAGUCGAUGUACUGGUCCGUUGUGGUGAAGAAGGAGCUGAGCCGAAAGCCAAAGCUCUCGAUUUACCGGUCAAUCUACGUUCCUACGCUCACCUACGGUCAUGAGCUUUGGGCCAGGACCGAAAGGACAAGAUCUCGGAUAUAAGAGGCUGAAAUGAGUUUCCUUCGAAGGGUAGCAGGCCUUUUGGAUAAGAUGAGGAGCUCUGACACCCGGGAGGAGCUCGGAGUAGAGCCGCUGCUCCUCCACAUCGAGAGAAGUCAGCUGAGGUGGCUCGGGUAUCUGUUUCGGAUGCCUCCUGGACGCCUACCUAGGGAGGUGUUCCAGGCAUGUUCCACCGGAAGGAGGCCUUGGGGAAGACCUAGGACACGCUGGAGGGACUAUGUCUCUCGGCUGGCCUGGGAACGCCUCAGGAUCCCCGCGGAGGAGCUGACGGAAGUGUCUGGGGAGAAGGAAGUCUGCGGUUCUCACUUAAGACUGCAGCCCCCAUGACCCGGCCCCGGAAAAGCGGCAGAAAAAUGAAUGAUGAAUGUUCUGAGAGGCUUGUUUUUAUUUUCUCAAACAUAUCAGGGUAAGUGUGCAAAGAUCUCUCUCACACACUAUACUCUAUAUAGAAGCCAGAAACUAAGCUUUUUUACAGUGUAACUGAUGAUCAACAAUAAAAAUCACAAACUGUACCAGCAACAAUCAAGAAUGCACGAUUAAAUGCUGUCAUGGCUUUCGGGAUCAAAAUAUUUGAUGAUAAUGGAUGUCAAUGGGGCAAAAAAACAGCCACCAAUAUAACAAAAGGGUAGUCAAUUUGCCUAGAUUGUAUUUUUGAGUUUUUGGAAAAAUUCCAAAAGCGUUUUCCCAAAAUAUGUGUCAGAGUAAGAUUUGUCACCAAAGAUCAUUUCAUUUGCUGAAACACAGAGAAGGUUGUGGCCAAAUUAAGCCUCAAAAUCAGCCCAGAGUGGAUGAAAACAUCCCCAGCAGCACACAAAGGUUCAAUUUAGGUAGCUUUCAGUGUGAAACGGAUGCGUUUUAUAAGCCCUUUUUUAUUGUUCAAAUGGGAAAAUCAUUAAAUAGGUUCAGUCUUAAAUGGAUCACUUGUGCAAUACAAGUCCACAAGACUUGUAGGCCUUCCUAUCCAUCAUUGAAGCUUUCAGAAGGUUUGCAGGUGCUCCCUUUGUGGCUGUUAUUCUGCUCACUCAUUCAUCAUGAAAGUGCAGACCUAAAGGACAAGGGAUCAUUUGGGACCGACCCAUAGUCUGAUUAACUAUAAGCAAUAAACAAAGUUCAUUUAAUUCACUGAAUUAAGACAAUAAAAAAGUGUAAAUACCAUCAGCAAAUGACCAAGAAUGAACAUCCAGAUCUAAAUCUAAUUUAUAUAUCUAACAUAUCUAAUUGUAUGCCGUACACUUUUCUCUCAGUAACCCCCCAAAAAAUAUGAAAGCAUUUAGGAAAUCAUAUGAUCAUAGGAAAAUGGACAUUUAUGAAUGAAUUGACCUGCAUCAUGCUGACAGAUUAGCUCAUUAGACUUACUCAAUUGAGUAUAGUGACAAUAGUGUAGUGGACAAUAGUGUAAAUGAAUCCAUUCUCUGUAGCAUUAUAGUACAGUGUUAUUGUUCCUGGAGCUUUAUAUUCAUGUAAUUCAUGUUCAUUGAAGCAUUGAGGCACAUUUUUUAUUAUUUUACUGGUGAAAAAUAUCCCAUAUUCAUCUCAAAGGCUUUCACAAACAACCUAGGAAAUCUGGAAGGGCUUUUUGUUUAUGUUGCAUUACAAGCUGUUCACACAUUGGCAGUAAACAGAGCUUUAAUAUAUUCUUACAUGCAGCCUCAUUUAACAGGACACACGAUUUGAGGCUUCGUUUGUGUGUAGAAAAGUGAGAACUGGUCUUAAUAUUAAAGAUAAACCCAAAUGAAAUACAGUAAAAAUAAUAAUUUUACAAUAUAUAUAUACACUUAAAAUAUUGCUAGUUUAGCAUUCAACAAAUUAAAAGUGAUUAA
Molecule: messenger RNA, 6016 nt
Organism: Danio aesculapii
Lineage: Eukaryota; Metazoa; Chordata; Actinopteri; Cypriniformes; Danionidae
Gene: pth1r
Product: parathyroid hormone 1 receptor
Exons: 13
Coding region: 870-2480 (536 amino acids)
Biological process (GO): adenylate cyclase-activating G protein-coupled receptor signaling pathway; cell surface receptor signaling pathway; intracellular calcium ion homeostasis
Cellular component (GO): plasma membrane
Molecular function (GO): G protein-coupled peptide receptor activity; parathyroid hormone receptor activity; peptide hormone binding
Source: RefSeq, a predicted model, not a curated record